AUGUUCCGUCCUCCACCAACCAUCAUUGAAAUAGGCACUGAUGAAGAUAUGCAGCAAUUCCAAGAGUAUGUUGAGAACCAGUCCGCUUUAUCUACUCCUUCAAUUAAACAAAAAGGAAUUUUUGAAUCCCCAGAUGUAAAAGCUCGCCCAAGACAAAUCAUAUCCACACCAACAGGACAAAUUGACAGCCCCAAUUAG
Trichomonas vaginalis G3 is the source of this 198-nucleotide messenger RNA. RefSeq lists its product as uncharacterized. The record is from RefSeq and is a predicted model, not a curated record. Lineage: Eukaryota; Parabasalia; Trichomonadida; Trichomonadidae. Bases 1 to 198 code for a protein of 65 amino acids. The transcript has a single exon.